Messenger RNA from Pollicipes pollicipes, 1815 nucleotides. RefSeq names its product alpha-(1,3)-fucosyltransferase C. The record is from RefSeq and is a predicted model, not a curated record. Bases 1018 to 1815 code for a protein of 265 amino acids. Lineage: Eukaryota; Metazoa; Arthropoda; Thecostraca; Pollicipedomorpha; Pollicipedidae. The transcript is spliced from 4 exons. Gene Ontology annotation, cellular component: membrane. Gene Ontology annotation, molecular function: fucosyltransferase activity.
CGAAUGCCCUUCUACGUCAUCCUGCCUAUCGCACCUGCCGCGGCGGUAACAUCGACCGAAUGUUACCUGUGUGAGCAAAGCCUAUCUUUUCGGAGCGCGGCGAAUGGCCAACCACAGAGCAACGGGCCCGUGACAUGGGUGACACGCGCGAACUCCGUAACGAGGGGGUAGGUGUUCCGUGACUCGGUGGGCGUCGGCAGUCCAGUGACAAAACGUGGGUAGAAGACGCGGAAUUUUUUCAACAUUUUCGAGCUUCGAACGCGCGUCGAUCGUGAUAAUCCACCAGCACUUAAGUAGGCGCAUUUGCUGAGGAGGUCCCAUGGAGCUUGGCCAGGGAAGCAUAUGCUGACGACGGAUAGCGACAGGGGCUGGACCUGAAGUGUCGGAGAUCCGCUCACUUUGCCUGAGCCCUCUGACAAUGCCAGGAGAUAUCAAUCAAUCUUAGAUCUACUUGGACAUGCGAAAUCCAACAUUCACGGUGGCGAGGAAUCUGGUUGCCUUGUUCUUUUUCCAAACGCGCCCGACAGCUCACGGCACGUGUUGGGUGACAGCUCACGGCACGUCUGUCACGUGCUGUGUCUGUCACGUGCUCUCUGACUGUGGGCGGUACGUCUGUCACUAAUGUUGUAACCAGAUAUUUGUGUUAUGAACCAGGCGUCUCUGCUAUGAGCCAGAUGUCUUUGAGCCAGAUGCUCUGAACCAGAUGAACGCCAAUUACAGCUGGCGUGACGCCCAUAAAGCGAUCAUUAUCCGUCGCCUUUGGGAAGAAGAAUCUUUCAAUGUUUGCAGGAUAUUCGAAAAAGUUUAAAUUGGUCACAAAAAAUCUUAGCAUCCUGAAAUUCAUGGUUCCAAGAUAUCCUAGAGAAACCUUGAGAGAAGCGGACGCACCGAAGCCCUUGGGCCGGUUCUCACAGGGCUGCGCACGUGCUGGGCAGACGAUGGCGGCGUCUCUUGCUGCUGCUGCUGGUACCAGCCUGUCUCAUAUAUGUGUUCUACGACUCUCUGGAGCCCCACUUCAUGGCAGUGGGGUGGCUGGUGCAAAACCGCUACUGGCACCAGUGGUUUUAUCGGGCACCGGAGCUGUCCAGCGACCUGGAGAAUGCCAGUCUGGUCCUCUACUGGACGCCGGCCUUCCACGACGCCGCUUUUAAUGGCUACGGCAUGAAGCCAUUCGCGCACUGUCCAGUCAACAACUGCGUGGGCACCAAUGACCGGCGCUACCUGUCGCGGGCGCGAGCGGUGCUCUUCCACGGCGCCGACAUCAGCAUGUGGGACGUGCCUCCUGAGCGGACGGUCGACCAGCUGUAUGUGUUCUGGUCCCUCGAGUCGCCGCCGAUGCUGAACAUGGCGUUCGGCGCCCUCAACUCGGUCUUCAACCUCACCAUGACGUACCGGCUCGACUCGGACGUUGUGUUUCCGUACUUCGAGGUCAUCCGCCGCAACCGCUCGGCAACGGUCGCGCCUGCAGCGGCGGCCGGACCGACAGCGAGCGGCGCGCCGACGCUGCCGGCCGGGCCGGAGCCGACCGUCGCCUGGUUGGUGUCACACUGCACCACGCCCAGCCGCCGAGAGCAGUAUGUGGCUAAGCUCCAGCGCUACCUGCCGGUGCACGUGUUCGGCGCGUGCGGCACGCGGGAGUGCGGCGAUCCCGCAAAGCGGCGCGACACGCUGACCUGCUUCCGCGAGCUGGUCGGCAACUACACCUUCCUUCUGGCGUUCGAGAACUCGCUGUGCCAGGACUACAUCACCGAGAAGCUGUUCCAUGCGCUGCAGGUCGGCCUCGUGCCGGUGGUGCGCGGCGCCUUGAAGUCCUGA